GUUGACGUAGUACAAUUUGCUGAUUUGAUAUGGUGUGGCCCAACACCAAGCAGCCUCUUCCGCAGAGCUUCCAAGCACUUUCAUCUGUAUUUCCUGUGUCUUAAUCUCCUAGAAAAAGCCCCCAAGAAUAUUUGCAAUCUGUAAUAUAAAAUUUCAUACGGCAGAGGAUUCGACAUUUCCAUGUUCUUUCCUCCUCCGCUGUUUACAUGGGCCCCACGACACACCUCUUUCAAUGCAGUUUCGUAGAUGUUGCUCUACUGCUUCUUGAAUUAUUUUGUUUAAAUUUGAGAGUAAAAAUCUAUAAAAAAGCCCUGUAGAGCUCCAAUUGCCAACAAGCAGCAGCGGACGACAAGGCAUGGAUCUAGAUUGGCCAAACCCUCCAAAGUUCAGUGUUGGCCAGGAGCUUGCAACUUUGAUUGCUACCUGUGGGAUCCUGCCCAAGGCUUGGGAGGCCAUAUUUAGUUUUUCCAAAAAUGAAGAUGACAGUUUUCUUCUGGAAAAAGAUGAAGAUGUAGUAUAUGUGAUCUUCCCUUCGUUUCGUAACGAAGAUUUCAUUGCCUCAGAUAGCAAAUAUGGAGAGUGUAAUAUCAAUAAUCAAAAAAUCUUCUCUGCAGGCCUAAAGGGUGAUGUUGAUAAACCGGCUCUUGUUCACAAGGGAGCUCUCAACCGAUUCCUGCAUAUUCUGGAAAAUCCAGAUUUCAAGGCUAAGAUGCAAGAAUUAAAAGAACAAAACAUUAUAUUUGUGGGUCAUUCCAUAGGAGGUGCAGUUGCAGCCCUAGCCACUAUCUGGUUUCUGGAAAAGCGGUUGAGAAACUCCAAUUCCUUUUGCAUUACAUUUGGUGCUCCUUUGUUUGGCAAUGCCACACUUCAGGAGGCAAUUGGGCGCGAGGAUUGGUUGGGCAGAUUUUGUCAUGUUGUCUGCAAGUAUGAUAUUGUUCCUAGGAUGUACCUUGCACCGUAUGAAUCAAUUGCCAAUUCUUUGGAUGCAAUUGUACCUCACUGGCGGAGCAAAAUGAGCACUGAAUGCAUUGAUGUAUCACAUCUUUCUAUGUCGGAAGCUUGCAUUAAUAUUCUUAACAAUGUUGUGAAGUGCACAUCUACAAUAGCAAACAAUUACCCUGGUGUUAGAAGCCCGUAUGUACCCAUCGGUACUUACAUGUUCUGUUCAACCCAUGGUGCAGCUUGUUUUGAGGACUCUGAAGCUGUCCUUAAGUUGCUGCAUUUCAGUGUGCAAGGCCAAGAAGGAAUACCAUUCGAUCAAAUUGCAGGCACCUGUAUUUCAGAGCACACAGAUUAUGGCCAUAUGCUGGAAGGUAUCGAUGAAGCCUUGCUAAAUGCAAGACAGUUUGCAAACUUGGUCUCAAAUUCCUCUUUUGAGAUAGGAAUAGCCCUGGAAUUGGAGGCGAUCGGUGUUGGAGCUCAGCAGGACAACCAUGUAUUUUUGGCACUCAAGAAAGCUGGAGAGGCGAAAAAUGAGAAAGAUAUGAACAUUGAGAAACUCAAUGUGCAGUUGAGCACAAACCAAAGUUUUUUGGCACAGCUGGAAUGGCACAAAAUGAAUUGCAAGGACAAAAACAGCUGCUCUUAUGACUCUUUCAAACAGCAAGUUGAAAAGAAAGAUUUUUAUGUAAAUUUGGCUAGAACAAAAUUGGGAGGCUUCUGGGAUGAGAUCGUUGACAUGGAAGAGAAGCAUGUAUUGCCCAGUGACUUCCGAACCAGAAAUAAAUGGAUCAAUGCUGGCACCACAUAUAGAAGACUUGUAGAGCCUUUGGACAUUGCAUUCCAUUACCGUACAGAUAAGGAAAACAAAAGCUAUCUUUCAGAUGAGGUCCGACCACAUCGUCACAUAGUUCUGGAGAAAUGGAUGAAAGAAAAAGAGCAAACUCGCAGUGGCAGAGAAAGAAGGGGCCGCACAAAUUUCGCAUCCUUAACUCAGGACUCAUGUUUUUGGGCUCAUUUAGAAGAGGCUCGUAAAGCCUUGAUGAGUCUCCAACAAGGGAAAGACAUAAAUGCCUCUCUGGAAGUGUGUGUUGAGUUCGAGACAUACGUUAAGAGUAUUAUCACAGAUAAGAGUAUUUCUAUAGAGGUAUUUUUGGAUCAGAGUAGCUUCAUGAUUUGGUGGCAGCAAUACAGUCAGAUUCAACUUCAAUCCCCACAGUGGAGAUCAAACUCUCCCUUGUAUGACUUCAUGGCAAAUGAGGGUUGCAAGAAGAAAGUUUAGAAAGGCUUUUGCUACAACGAGAGAUAUCACGGAGUGCAUCAAAUUAGUACUAGAUAUUUGAUACCAUAUGGGGGGUUCAGUUUGGUUGGUAGAUGGACAAAAGUAACUUUUGCUCUAAAUAUGUUGUUCCUCGUAUGCUUUUAUUUGCUUUUAACAUUCCUAUCAGACCUUUGGAUUUGAUGUAUGGAAUUUUAACAGUUAUAAUAAAUAGUUAAUGAGAGUUUUUAAAGAA
Cryptomeria japonica (Japanese cedar) is the source of this 2453-nucleotide messenger RNA. Its product is annotated as lipase-like PAD4. Lineage: Eukaryota; Viridiplantae; Streptophyta; Pinopsida; Cupressales; Cupressaceae. The record is from RefSeq and is a predicted model, not a curated record. The transcript is spliced from 4 exons. Gene Ontology annotation, biological process: lipid metabolic process. The coding region runs from base 356 to 2221 and encodes 621 amino acids.